Paramecium tetraurelia is the source of this 1406-nucleotide messenger RNA. RefSeq lists its product as uncharacterized. Lineage: Eukaryota; Ciliophora; Oligohymenophorea; Peniculida; Parameciidae. The record is from RefSeq and is a predicted model, not a curated record. The transcript is spliced from 4 exons. Gene Ontology annotation, molecular function: metal ion binding.
AUGGACAAACAGUGUUCCAUCUGUAAUAAGGAAUUCUCCUUUAUCAAACAAAACAAAUCAAAAUGUAAAAGAUGUGGACUUGUAGUAUGUCUUGAUUGCAAUAAAAAUGAAUUUAAAAUCUCUUCCUCCAUGUUGAAACCCCUCAAAAAGGAAAAAGUUUGUCUCUAAUGCAAAACUGAUUGUUUGUAUGUGGAACAAUAAUUAGAAUAGUUCCAUCAGUCAUGGAACAAGGAGUCCUAAUUAUAAAUUGAGCUUUUUCAAGAAUCACUCAAUCCAGAGCAAUAUUAAUAGCUCAUCAAAAUUUCCAAAGUCCAGAACAAUUUUAAACAGAAUCUUGAACAAAUUAAAUCUGAUUUAAUCAAAUGCUUCAUUACCCAAGAAAUGUUUAAUUACUCAUUUUAGGAUUGGAUUUGUCAUUCGAUCAAUUAAAUGAAAGUCAAUCAAAUAUUUGAUGACAUAGAAAAUCUAUUAAUUGUAUUUUUGUAUAGAAAUUCAUAAGUGGGAUAUUCCUGCGAAUUAUUGUAAAUUUCAAUAGUUCUACUGACCUAAAUGAAGGAUUAUGCUGCUUUACAAUUAUUAGAAUAACUGUAUGAAUUAAUGCCCUAUGAAUACUGGCCUACUUCUACUUAGGAACCUAAUUUGCAAACUUUAGUUUAGGACUUUUAACUUGCUUUCAAAAUAGAUUCAACCCAAAUCUCUUAAAUCAAAAAGUUUAUGGAAUUCUUUUCUACCCCAAAUACUUAAAGUUUAUUCAUAAAAGGAUUAAAUUUCUCUUGCUUUCAUAUCAUAUUUUUGGAGUUUGUUUAGUAGAUGAACUUUGAAGUGAUUCAAAAAUAUUUGAUUGUAGUUGCUAAAUCUUGUUUAAAAUCAUUUGGAUAAUUUGGUUUUGAUUACAAGUCAAUAGGCAAGCAAAUCCUAAACAAAACCGAUUAUAAAUCUAUCACAUAGAUUAAAUCAUUAUUGGACUAGAAGCUAGGAAACUCUCAACUAACAUUUUCAAGUCCUAAAAGUAGUUUGAUUAGAAAACGUAAUUCUGUGUGCAGCAUCGAAAACAGUAGUUUUAUAGAUACUCUACCAUAAUUAAUGACAUAGUAGAAUUCCUAGAGGGAAAUAAAAGUUGAAGACAAUUUUAUUUUUAAUUUCUAAAAUGAUCAAAAUUUAUAGAUAAUCCAAUUAAUGUAGAUGAUUGAACAAAGGAAAAAAGAACUUUAUGAGUUGCAAAUCAAAAAUACUGCUCUCAAAAAUCAAACCCAAAAUAUUAAAUAGAUAUCCAAAUAGGAACAUGAAGAUUAUUUAAAUAUGGUUGAUAAGAUGUCACAAGAGAUUUAGGAGGAAAUAGCUUAAGGAGUAUAGAUAUACUAUUAGAAAUGAUUAUGAAUUUUAUGUAUAAUUUUUAUCUAAUUUAA